AUGGCUGAACCUAUUCAGAAGAAGCGCCUCCUGCGCAUGACGGUAGCGCACUAUCGGCAACCCAAUGUCAGUGAAGAAGAGUUCUACCAAUGGGUCACAGAACAACAUGCUGCCCGUGCAGCGAAGCUUCAUGCCAAAAAUGGGAUCGAGGGUUUUUCAAUCUUCUUUGCCCCCAAGUCGUUCCGUGACUUCACAUCGGAGCUCAACAAUAUGCGCGGCAAUCCCUGGCGGGUGCGUGACUUCGACGCUCAGGUGGAGUUUUUGUUUCGCGACAUGGAAACGUUUUACAGGGGAGCAGCGGACGCAGAUUUCCAAGCGCUCCAGGCAGAGGAGGGACCCUUUAUUAGCGGCGAGGGCGCAGAGAUCAGUAUCGGUUGGAUUGAGACGUAUGUCAGUGACGGUAAAGUAGUCAACCUCGAUGAUGCUGGCAAGCCUACCUUCUCGGCCUUUGCGGACAUGAGUAAGGCGCCGUAG
This is a messenger RNA of Penicillium soppii, 474 nucleotides long. Its product is annotated as EthD domain-containing protein. The transcript is spliced from 2 exons. Gene Ontology annotation, molecular function: oxidoreductase activity. Bases 1 to 474 code for a protein of 157 amino acids. NCBI's taxonomy places the organism in Eukaryota, Fungi, Ascomycota, Eurotiomycetes, Eurotiales, Aspergillaceae. The record is from RefSeq and is a predicted model, not a curated record.